AAAAAUCUCUCGUCAUUGUCGUUCUUUCGUUGUUUGGAAAUCGGUGUUCUUGCGUAAAUUGGUGAACUUUUUGUGCAAUUGCAGAUUUUUCUUGUUAUAUAUUGUACCAACAUUGUGCCAGCGAUUAAAGUUCAGCUAUGGCCGUUCGAGCAAUCAACGACGAGGCUCACUUUCAGGCAGAACUGUCCGCAGCAGGAGGAAAGCUAGUCGUUGUGGACUUUACCGCAACUUGGUGUGGUCCUUGUCGGAAUAUUGCGCCAUUAUUCGAACAACUUCCAGCAAAAUAUCCGAAAGCAGUAUUCCUUAAAGUGGACGUAGAUAAAUGCGCCGAAACGGCCUCAUCUCAGGGUGUAUCAGCAAUGCCAACAUUUAUUUUCUAUCGUGCUAGGACGAAAAUCGAUCGAUUGCAAGGAGCAGAUAUUAACGGACUGGAAGCUAAAAUUCAGAAACAUUACGAGGCUAGUGUUGAUGAAUCAGGUGAAGAUUAUGGCCAUGGAAUGUUGGACUUGAUUACAUUCAUUAUGAAAAACCAGUGUGAAUGUCUGAACGAAUCGGAUGAUCAUCCACUGGCGAAUGCGUUGAGCUCCAGCGGAGGUCACCUAGCGUCCGAUUGUGACGAACAGUUGAUUAUUUCGAUCACCUUCAAUCAGGUGGUUAAGAUCAGUUCGAUUAAACUAAAAGCUCCGCCGUCCCACGGACCGAAGAACGUGAAGCUCUUCAUAAAUCAGCCGCGAACAAUCGAUUUCGAUAUGGCCGAAUCGCAAAUCUCGGUACAGGAUCUGUCGGUAGAUCAGAAGGAUCUGGAGUCCGGUUCACCAAUUCCGUUACGCUAUGUAAAGUUCCAGAAUGUGCAAAAUAUUCAACUGUUCGUAAAGGACAAUCAAUCGGGCGACGAGACGACCAUUAUCGAUCAUUUGGCCUUCAUAGGGUCGCCAAUUGCUACGACCAAAAUGGAUGAUUUCCAGCGGGUGGCCGGUAAAAAGGGUGAAAGUCACUGAAGGCAUGGGUUGAAAGAGUAACGCAGCGAGCACCAAGCUGUUAAAAAGUUUUUUCUGUUUGAUAUCGAUUUGAGAAAAGUAAUUUUCGUUUAUAAAUUAUUCAAUAAACCAUUCAGCAAAAGCAAUGUUCAGUUGACAAAUA
Molecule: messenger RNA, 1140 nt
Organism: Sabethes cyaneus
Lineage: Eukaryota; Metazoa; Arthropoda; Insecta; Diptera; Culicidae
Gene: Txl
Product: thioredoxin-like protein 1
Exons: 4
Coding region: 138-998 (286 amino acids)
Source: RefSeq, a predicted model, not a curated record